Molecule: messenger RNA, 3847 nt
Organism: Choloepus didactylus (southern two-toed sloth)
Lineage: Eukaryota; Metazoa; Chordata; Mammalia; Pilosa; Megalonychidae
Gene: ZNF350
Product: zinc finger protein 350
Exons: 6
Coding region: 1022-2623 (533 amino acids)
Biological process (GO): central nervous system development; negative regulation of transcription by RNA polymerase II
Cellular component (GO): nucleus
Molecular function (GO): RNA polymerase II cis-regulatory region sequence-specific DNA binding; DNA-binding transcription repressor activity, RNA polymerase II-specific
Source: RefSeq, a predicted model, not a curated record
UGACCCUUCAUUGCAAUGAAUAGUGGAGGGCACUGGGGCGAACGAAAGUGAUUUCAGUUUCUCUCAGCAGCUGAGUCGUCGCUGCCGUUAUGGCCGCCACGUCAGAAAGGCCGAGAGGGGCGUGGUCAUGGUACCUCUCGGAGCCGGUCCCGGGGGGCAGAACUCCGACUUCCGGAAAUGUCUCCCGGCCCUGGCCGGAAGCCGUCGUCCCAGCCCCUCGGCGUCCCUAGCGACGGCGAAGGAGGGACUGAGACGCAAGAGCGUUGGAAUUCGAAGUGGUUUUGGACGUGGCCGCAGCUUCUGGUGGCUGCGGGGGGAGUCUGGGAAGGUUCAGCAUCCGGAGCGUGUUCUCUGCUGCACUGACGCUUAUUUUUAACAAAGUGAUGAAGGAUGCGGCCAUAUCACUUCUCUGCUAGCCCGCCGAAAGCAGUUUAGCCCGCGCCAUGUUUGCUUUGUAUAAUCUCGAACCUCUCAAAUACCUAUCCAUUUUCCACAACGAUAGCGGUGUCAGGAAACGGAACAGUUUCUUUGGCUUCUCACCUUCCCGGCCAUCCUUGGAUACUGACCCCGCGAAACGGCCACUUUGCCUCUGUAUGUCAGAUAUUCAAAGAUGGCCGCCCCCAUUGAGCCAUGGCGAUUAGGGCGCGGACAUAUUGCCGCCUAAGAAGCUGCCGGAAAUCCGGUUGUCGGUUCUCCUACUCUCUGAUAUCCUUGUCGGCCGCCGUAGGCGGGUGAGGAAUCUGCGUGAACCGUACUGAGUAGGAACUGUUCGCGGAAGUAAGAAAAACGUUUAGGAUCUCCUUCUGGGUUGGACGAAAAUCAGCCCACAGGUCCUAACUUCCCCCCUGGAGCAAGAGAAUCAAGUGAAAAGAGGAGGAGGAAAUUCCAGGAUUUGGGUAUCUUCAUUUCUAGGGACACACUUGACUGGAGACUAAGAUUUCUUUCCAGAAAUUAGAGCAGAUCCAGAAGAAACGACGACAGAGCAUCUCAGCUACUGGCCAUUGCCUGAGAACAGAAGAAAAUGAUCAAUGCCCAGGAAUUGCUGACGUUGGAGGACGUGGCUGUGCAGUUCACCUGGGAGGAGUGGCAGCUGCUGGGCCCUGCUCAGAAGGACUUGUUCCUGGACGUGAUGUUGGAGAACUAUAGCAACCUGGUGUCGCUGGGUUAUCAAAUUAGCAAACCAGUUGUACUCUCUAAGUUGGAACGAGGUGAACAACCAUGGACGAUAAGAGAAGAAAUCCAUCGUGGGUCUCAUGCAGAAAUCUGGAAAGUUGAUGAUCAUCAGCUGACAGACUUGCAAAAUGAAAGCAUGAUAUAUGGAAUGGAACAAUGCCAUGAGCAUAAUGCAUUUGAAAAUAUUGCUCAUCGGAGCAAUACUCAUUUUUCUUCAAGGCAAAAUCAUGAUGUGUCUCAUUUACAUGGAAAAACUGUGAAUUCACAUUUAACGUUAGUCAACCAGUGCAGAAGCUAUAAAACAAAGAACUCUGCUGAGUUUAAUUCAGAUGGGAAGUCAUUUCUCCACGCUAACCAUGAACAAUUUCAUACUAAAAUUAAAUUUCCUGAAAAUCAAAAACCCAUUGGUACUAAGUCCCAAUUUAUUAAGCAUCAGAAAACCCACAAAAUAGAGAAACCUCAUGUGUGUAGUGAAUGUGGGAAAGCCUUCACCAAGAAGUCUUGGCUCACUGAUCAUCAGAUCAUUCAUACAGGAGAAAAACCUCAUAGAUGCAGUUUAUGUGGGAAAGCAUUUUCCAGAAAGUUCAUGCUCACUGAACAUCAGAGAACUCAUACAGGAGAAAAACCUUACGAAUGCACUGAAUGUGGCAAAGCCUUUCUCAAGAAAUCGCGGCUCAAUAUACAUCAGAAAACUCACACAGGAGAAAAGCCUUAUAUAUGUAGUGAAUGUGGAAAAGGCUUCAUCCAGAAGGGAAAUCUGAUUGUGCAUCAACGAAUUCAUACAGGCGAGAAACCUUACAUAUGCAAUGAAUGUGGAAAAGGCUUCAUCCAGAAGUCAUGCCUUAUAGGACAUCAGCGGUUUCACACAGGAAAGACUCCCUUUGUAUGCAGUGAAUGUGGUAAGUCUUGCUCCCAGAAGUCAGGUCUCAUUAAACAUCAAAGAAUUCACACAGGAGAGAAACCCUUUGAAUGCGGGGAAUGUGGGAAAGCCUUUACCACAAAGCAAAAGCUCAUUGUACAUCAAAGAAGUCAUACAGGAGAGAGACCCUAUGGCUGCAAGGAGUGUGGGAAAGCUUUUGCCUACAUGUCUUGCCUUGUUAAACAUAAGAGAAUACACACAAGAGAGAAAUGUAUAGAUUCGGCAAAGGUAGAAGAUCCUUCCACAGAGAAACACGGUUCAUUGCAUACCAGUGAUCUCAGGCAGGAGAAAAACUCUGCUAAUACAGUGACUGUGCAGCUGCCUUCAGUGACCCCUCAGACAUCAUUAAACAUCAGUGGGCUUCUGGCAAAUAGGAAUGUCAUUCUCGUGGGACAGCCUGUUGCUGGAUGUGCACCCUCAGGAGAAAACAGAGAGUUUGCCCAGGAAAGAAAUGUAACAAAUGCCGUGAAUGUGGUAGUGCCUUCAGUAAUCAAUUAUGUCUUAUUUUACGUCACAGAAAACUGUAGGUAAAACUCAGAUACAUUCAAUGUGGAAAAGGUUUACUAGCUCAUAUGGCUGAAAAGUGUAUACUGAGAGAAAUUGUGUGAACACAAAGACUGGGAAAGCCUCACACACUCAUCCUCUGUAAAUAAAUGCAUUUAUACAGAGACAUAAUCCGAUGUUAACCCAAACACAUAAACAUCAUUUGCUCUGUGGUGCCAAUUAAAUGAAUGAACAAAGUCUUGAGUUCAUCUAAGUGGAGGAGAUAAACACUGUGAAUUUAUAAAACUGAUAAGGUAAUUGAUAACCAGAAUGUUGCUAUAAAUGGAAAACCACAUAGGAUGUGGUUGGUGGGAAAGGGGCAAUACUGAAUUGGUGGAAUUUAGAGCACAUACGUAUCAAUUCAGUUUCCUCAGACCAGUGCAAAGGAUUAAUUGAAAACUGGAAUGUGUACCUUAAACUUUUAGACUCUGUAUUAUGCAGAGGGACCUCUGGAGCAGUAGCCUCAUAUUUAGUCCAUUCAUUCAUUUAAUUAAUAUUUGUCAAAUACUUCCAUUGGACUUGGUCCUGUUCCAGAGGCUGAGGAUACAGUGAUGAACAAACAGAACAAACCCAUGCUGUCCUGAAGAGGACUUUGAGUUAUUUGGAUUAUGUUUAAGUGGUAUCUUUAUAGUUCAGCUAGUCUAGUCAGAGGAGUUAAGUGUCUACACCAGGUGCAGAGGACAUGGAGUGAUUGGUUUAAGAUUUGGUUAGAAUUUAUAGGAGUUAGAUAAUCCUAAAAAAUUCUUUUGAUAAUUUCUUGUUCAAGGGGCAUAUAUUAUUAUUUCAAGGGUCAGGGAAAGGACUUCUAAUGGUACUUAAGCACCCUAGGACAUAAACAAGUUAUUUUUUUAAUACCCAAGAAGAUUAUAAAUAUCUUGAUCAUUUGGGUGACUAUUUAAAUUUUAACAUUUGAAAAAUUAGAAUCACAUAAAAUUUAAAAUUCAGUUCCUCAGAAACACUAGCCACAUUUCAAGUGCUGAGUAGUCAUAUGUGAUUACUAGCUAUGGAACUGGACCACACAGAAAGAGAGCAAAACUUUUCAGCUCAUUAUAUGGCUGGAAAGCAUAUACUGAGAGAUGUCUCCAUCAUCAUUUCCAUCAUCCCAGGAAAUUAUGUUGGAGAGCACUGGUUUACUUGAUUUUAUAUUCCCCAGAAAUAUAAAAUCAAAAGUGAUUAUAUAUUGAAAAAUAAAUACAGAAAAAUAAAACUAUA